AUGGAGAAGGACUUUCAAGACAUCCAGCAGCUGGACCCUGAAGAAGAUGACCACCAGCUGGGUGGAGGCGAGAGGCCAGGAACGCAUGAGUACAACCCCAGGAAAGAGGACCCAUUCUGGAAAGGCAACCUGCCCCAGCCCCUCCUGCGACAGCGCUUCUGCUCCAGGCACAGCCUCAGUCUGCUUGUCCUGAGCUUCAAUAUCCUGCUGCUGGUGGCCACCUGCGUGAUCGGGUCCCAGAGUGAGGGUCACAGGGGAGCCCAGAUGCAAAUGGAGCUGUGGACCCUAAGAGAAAAGCUCAGCAACUUCUCCUCUAGCACCCUGAUGCAGAUGGAGGCGCUGAGCUUCCAUGGAGGCAGCUCUGAUAAUAAAGUGACAUCUCUGGAAACCAAAGUGGUGAAAGAGCUGUUGGACCUGAAAACAGACCAUUCCGGCUUGCUCCUCCACCUGAAGCACUUCUCAGUAGAUCUGCGCACCCUGGCUUGCCAGAUGGCCUUCGUCCGGAGCAACGGCACAGAAUGCUGCCCCGUGAACUGGGUGGAGUAUGAAGGCAGCUGCUACUGGUUCUCCCGCACUGGCAAGACCUGGCUGGAGGCUGAGAAGUACUGCCGGCUGGAGAACGCCUACCUGGUGGUCAUCAACUCCAGGGAAGAGCAGAAAUUCAUCACACAGCGCACGGACCCCUUCCAAACCUGGAUAGGCCUCACGGACAGCGAUGGCUCCUGGAGAUGGGUGGAUGGCACAGACUAUAGGUUUAACUACAGGAACUGGGCUCCCACUCAGCCGGAUGACUGGACGGGGCAUGAGGUGGGUGGAACUGAGGACUGCGCUGAAUUGAGGUGGGAUGGCCGCUGGAACGACAACUUCUGCCUGCUGUCGCGCCGUUGGGUGUGUGAGAUGAAGUUGAACAUCACCAGCUAGGAGCCCAGUCCCACAGGUUUUUACCUGCUCUGCAUCCUGCCCCAGCCCUGUCCCAGCUUUUCUACUGGGGACUUU
Condylura cristata (star-nosed mole) is the source of this 996-nucleotide messenger RNA. Its product is annotated as asialoglycoprotein receptor 2. Gene Ontology annotation, molecular function: signaling receptor activity. Lineage: Eukaryota; Metazoa; Chordata; Mammalia; Eulipotyphla; Talpidae. The transcript has 8 exons. The coding region runs from base 1 to 921 and encodes 306 amino acids. The record is from RefSeq and is a predicted model, not a curated record.